CCUCCACUGGGCGUGACUUUCUGAAAAUCUUGAACACUCGCUUGUGCUUGUUGUUAUCUCCUCAUUACAUGCCAUAUCUCUCAUUGGACUCUGGUAUUUCAUUUGUGCGAUGAUGAUAAUAAGCGCUCUUUCACUUUUAAAGUGACCUUCGCAAAACCUGGACAUAUCGCGUGAAGUGCUUUGUAAACCGGACCACUCUUCUCUGUUUUUCACUCAGAGGCUCUUUUGAUAAUGUUGGAGUAUUUAUUGACGAUCUUUCUGGGCUUUAUCUCCGUUCUGCUGUUGUGCGUGUUCUGCGGACGGAGGCGGAAGGACUGUGAACCCCCACUGAUUAAAGGCUGGAUUCCAUUCCUGGGAAAAGCUCUAGAAUUCAGAAAAAACUCUCAACAGUUCCUUACACAACUACAGCAGGAACAUGGAGAUGUUUUUACGGUGCUUAUUGCAGGGAGAUACAUAACAUUUAUAAUGAACCCUCUCCUGUACCCGUCUGUGAUCAAACAUGGGAAACAGUUGGAUUUCCACACAUUUGCAGACAGCGCAGCAUCCAGGACGUUCGAUUACCCAUCAGUACAGAGCGGCCAGUUCCCUGGAAUGAGUGACAGCCUCCAGAGGUGCUACACUCUGCUGCAGGGUCCUGCCCUCGACCCACUCACGUUCAGCAUGAUGGGAAACCUGCAGCAGGUCCUGCGACGCCGUUUUCUGUCCAGUGAAGAGUCUGGGCCUGAUGCCGAUUGGAAAGAGGCAGAUCUAUAUGAGUUCUGUAAAUGCGUAAUGUUUCAGACCACGUUUAACACGCUAUACGGACAUUCGUCAAAUCUGCGUCUGGAUCAGCUGCGAGAGGAUUUUGAGAAGUUUGAUGCCUCUUUCCCUUUACUAAUAGCCCAUGUGCCCAUUGGCUUGCUGGGGAAAACCAAAGAAAUUAGAAAGAAGCUGACAAGAUUUUUUUACCCUCAAAAAAUGGCAGAAUGGGAGGCUCCAAGUGAGUUCAUACAGAGCCGAACAGCCCUGUUUCAGCAGUAUGAUACGCUUCAGGACAGAGAUAAAGCAGCACAUCAUUUUGCCAUGCUGUGGGCAUCAGUGGGAAACACUAUCCCAGCGGCCUUCUGGUGUCUUUACUACCUCAUCUCCUGCCCAGAAGCUCUUGCAGCAGUACGAGCAGAGAUUGUGAAUGUGGUUGGAGAGGAGAACAUGCAGUUGAUCUUCAAAGAGGACAUCACAAUUACACGACAACAGCUAGAACAGAUGGUUUACCUGGAAAGUUCAGUAAAUGAGAGUUUACGUCUCUCCUCUGUAUCGAUGAACAUCCGUGUUGUUCAGGAAGAUUUCUGUUUGCGUCUGGAUGCCCAGAAUUCAAUCAGCCUGAGGAAAGAUGACAUCAUUGCUCUUUACCCACAAAGCACACACCUUGACCCAGAAAUAUAUGAACAGCCUCAGCGCUUCCAAUUUGACCGUUACGUGGAAGACGGGAAGGAGAAAACAGAUUUUUAUAAAUGUGGCCAGAAGGUUCGGUACUAUCGUAUGCCUUUUGGCUCGGGAGCCACACAGUGUCCGGGGCGCUUUUUUGCGAUGAAUGAGAUGAAGCAGUUUGUGUGUGUCACCCUGCUCAUGUGUGAAAUGCAGUUGCUGGACAACCAGCAGGAGGCGAUGCUAGACAACAGCCGUGCUGGUCUGGGCAUCAUGCCACCGGCCAAUCUAAUCACUUUCAGAUACAGAACCAGAAAGCCACAAGACAGAGCAGAGAGGGAGGAAUGAACUAAAUGAAUACAGAAUGAAUGUAGUCUGUUCUUUUCAUUGGUAUUUUACUUUCAUUUUCCACAGGGUUCACUCAAAGAUUUUGUAAAUAACGCAAGCUGCAGUAUUCACACACAACACUGCCAUGGAAAAUCUCACGUUUGAGUUAACUAAGCAUACAGUAUACAUUGCAAUUUGAAUCAGGGUUUGAUGCGCUACAGUGAACAGCCGUCUAUGUAUAGGCUACUAUUGCAUGAAAUAAGGGCAGCUUUUUAAACGUCUUACCUCUCAAAAUUCAGUGUAUCUUCUCACUGGGUGUAAAUAAUGCAUCAUAAAGUGCUGUCACAUGCCAAUCAUAUGGAUUUCAUGCACUGCAGCUCAUUACCCAGACUAACUACUAACACUGUUGAACAUUAAAAUGUAAAUGUUUUACUUUCAUUAAAAAUAUAUAUAAAAUUUGAUCAGAAUUAAUCAACAGUCAUGAAAUGUAUAUGGAAUAAAAAAAAAAAUGGCAUUCACAA
Megalobrama amblycephala (Wuchang bream) is the source of this 2252-nucleotide messenger RNA. It is a transcript of the gene cyp7b1, whose product is annotated as cytochrome P450 7B1. Gene Ontology annotation, molecular function: heme binding; steroid hydroxylase activity; iron ion binding. The transcript is spliced from 6 exons. The record is from RefSeq and is a predicted model, not a curated record. Gene Ontology annotation, biological process: bile acid biosynthetic process; cholesterol homeostasis. Bases 232 to 1752 code for a protein of 506 amino acids. Lineage: Eukaryota; Metazoa; Chordata; Actinopteri; Cypriniformes; Xenocyprididae.